Molecule: messenger RNA, 1630 nt
Organism: Sinocyclocheilus rhinocerous
Lineage: Eukaryota; Metazoa; Chordata; Actinopteri; Cypriniformes; Cyprinidae
Product: protein AIG1
Exons: 2
Coding region: 1-1626 (541 amino acids)
Molecular function (GO): GTP binding
Source: RefSeq, a predicted model, not a curated record
AUGUCAGCGAUCAGCUCCAGUCCAGAUGAUCCAGCGAUCCGGAUUCUUCUGAUGGGCAGAAAGGGUUCUGGGAAAAGCUCGUCUGGAAACACGCUACUGAGAGAAAGAAAGUUUAAACUUAAAAAGCAGGAAGCUGAAGUUUGUGACGCAGUAGCAAAGAUUGGAGAGAAGCAGGUUGCUGUCAUUGAUUGUCCAGAUCUACUGGAUCCAGAUCUGAGUAAAGAGCAGCUGGAGAUGUUGAAAGAGCAGCUGGUCUUUCAGUGUUCAACCGGUCUCAGUGCAGUUCUGCUUACCGUUCCUCUAGAGAAACCACUGGAAAAUGAGGAAGAGAUCCUGGAUUUUAUUAAGUGUUUAUGUGGUCCUGAAGUUCAGAAAUACAUCAUGAUCCUGUUCACACGUGGAGAUGAACUGGAUGCACUGGAUGAACCACAGACCAUUGAUGAACAUCUACAAAACCAUGAGGAUAUCCAGCGACUGGUGACUGAAUGUGGAGGAAAGUUUCACUGUUUCAAUAACAGGAGUAAAUCAGAUGAUCAGGUACAAGAACUACUGCAGAAGAUUGAAGGAAUGAUGGAGGAAAACGAUGGGAAAUUUAUCAUGGAACAAAUGAAGAGGAGUGGCAGCAAGGACAUUGUAAUAAAUUUUUCAGGAGAAAGUUCAAUGGAUGAAGAUCCAGAUGACAUUCAGAUUCCUGAGAGGAAAAACAUAAUCAGGCUGGUUCUGCUGGGAAAAACUGGAGCUGGAAAAAGUGCUGCAGGAAACACCAUCAUCGGUAAAAGAGUGUUUGAAUCCACCAUCAGCUCAAACUCUCAAACAAAACAGUGUCAGUCAGAAACCAAUGAGAGGAUGGGCAAAAAGAUCUCAGUGAUCGACACACCUGGACUUUAUGAUAAUGUACUGAGUAAAGAGGAGGUUAUUACCGAAUUAGUGAAAUGCAUAACGUACGCCUCUCCAGGACCUCACGCUUUUAUUAUUGUGAUUAAAGUGGGUCGAUUCACUGAGGAGGAGAAAAACACAAUAAAGGAGCUUAAAGAAGUGUUUGGAGAAAAAAUAGAAAAAUAUGCAAUGGUCCUCUUCACCCACAAAGAUCAAUUAGAUAAGAAAAAUCAAACCAUUGAUAAGUUUCUACAGGAAAGUGAUCCAGAUCUUAAAAAGCUGGUACAGAGCUGUGGAAACCGAUUCUUCUGUUUAGACAAUGAAUCUGCCAGUUUCCCACAGUUCACAGAUCUGCUGAGUAAAAUAGAGAUGAUGGUUAGUGAAAAUGGAGGCCACUUUACAAAUGACCUGUUUGAAGGAACAGAGAAAUGCAUUCGGGAGAUUCAGAAACAGAAACUGCGUGAGAAAUUGGAGCAGUUAAAACAGAAACAGGGCAUUCUAACAGAAUGGCAGACAAUAUAUUGGAGUUUAGCAGAGGAGUCUCGACAGGAAGCGCUGCAUUUUAUGUUAGGUGAGGUGAACAUAGCAGCUGUAGCCAAACUCAUGGGGAAGGUAGUGGUGACUUCUGAGGAGAAAGAGAGCGCCAUAAAGGAGGCUGAGAGCAUAGGAAUCAGUCGUAGAGAGGCAGUUCGACUUGCAAUCAGAGCCACAGGGAAGCUAGCAAAAGAGAGGUUGUGUGGGAUUCAGUGAGAAA